GCAGACAGAAGAGAGCUUGUGCAGGAACUCCUCUGAAAACUGCCCCCAUCCCAUCCCAUCCCAUCCCAUCCCAUCUUUCUCUUUCUCCAAUUCUCUCUCUCUGUUGAAUAUUCACUCUCCAGUCCGACUCCGACUCCAGCUUCAGCCUCGUCCUUGCGAUUCGGGAUACUUACAAACUCUGCGUGAUUGUCUGUCUGCUGCUGCUUGCGUAGUACUUAUUAGCGACCACUUCUUCCGCUUUGCGUGAUCGGUGCGCGACAGCUCCUGUCCUGUACAAAAUACCCCGCAGUUGGUGUUGGUUGGUGUUGCAUUUCACACACGCACCCAUACAUAAUUCACAACAACAUCCCCAAGUUUGAAGCUCGACAACAAUCGCAAUCAUGUCUGAAGGCGCCGUGAAGCCCGCCAACCCGGUGGUCGCGGAGGCCCAUGAGGUCGACACUUUCCAUCCCCCCAAGAAGAUGUUCGCCAAGCAUCCCAGCAAACCCCAUCUCAGCGGUCUCGAUGAGUACCAGAAGCUGUACAAGGAGUCGAUCACCGAGCCCGACAAGUUCUGGGGCAAGAUGGCCCGCGAACUCCUCACAUGGCAGCGAGAUUUCCAAACCGUACACACGGGCACCUUCGCCAACGGCGACAACGCGUGGUUCCUCGAGGGUCAGCUCAAUGCCUCCUAUAACUGCGUUGACCGUCACGCGAUCAAGAACCCAGACAAGCCGGCCAUCAUCUACGAGGCCGACGACGAGGGCGAUGGCCGAACCCUCACAUACGGCGAGCUGCUGCGAGAGGUCUGCAAAACGGCCCACGUCCUCAAGCAGAUGGGUGUGCAGAAGGGCGACACCGUCGCUAUCUACCUGCCCAUGAUUCCCGAGGCUUUAAUUGCGUUCCUGGCAUGUUCCCGUAUUGGCGCUGUGCACUCAGUCGUCUUUGCUGGCUUCUCCUCCGAUUCUCUGCGUGAUCGUGUCAUUGACGCUCAGUCCAAGGUUGUCAUUACUACCGACGAGGGCAAGCGUGGUGGAAAAUUAAUCGGCACCAAGAAGAUCGUAGAUGAUGCUCUCAAGCAAUGUCCAGACGUGACCCACUGCCUGGUCUACAAGCGCACAGGCGCCAACGUCCCCUGGACCAAGGGCCGCGAUUGGUGGUGGCACGAGGAGGUCGACAAGUGGCCCGCGUACAUUGCUCCCGAGCCCAUGAACUCGGAAGACCCGCUGUUUCUGCUCUACACGUCUGGCUCGACGGGCAAGCCGAAGGGUGUCUUGCACACAACGGGUGGCUACCUGCUCGGUGCGGCGGCGACGGGCAAGUACGUGUUCGAUAUCCACGAUUCGGAUAAGUUCUUCUGCGGCGGCGACGUGGGAUGGAUUACCGGGCACACAUACGUCGUCUAUGCGCCUCUGCUGCUUGGUGUCGCGACCGUGGUCUUCGAGGGCACGCCCGCCUAUCCGAAUUUCUCGAGAUAUUGGGAUGUGAUUGCCAAGCAUGAGGUUACACAGUUCUAUGUUGCGCCAACAGCACUGAGACUCCUCAAGCGAGCCGGUGACCAGCACGUCAAGGCCCAGAUGAAGCACCUGCGAGUCCUGGGCUCGGUCGGUGAACCGAUCGCUGCGGAGGUCUGGAAAUGGUAUUUUGAAAUCGUUGGCAAGGAGGAAGCUCACGUUGUGGACACAUACUGGCAAACGGAAACAGGCUCGAAUGUCAUUACACCGCUUGCAGGCGUGACGCCCACCAAACCAGGAUCCGCCUCCCUCCCCUUCUUCGGCAUCGAGCCCGCGAUCAUCGAUCCCGUGUCCGGCGAGGAGAUCCACGGCAACGACGUCGAGGGCGUGCUGGCGUUCAAGCAACCAUGGCCUAGCAUGGCUCGUACGGUCUGGGGCGCUCAUAAGAGAUACAUGGAUACGUACCUGAAUGUGUACAAAGGCUACUACUUCACCGGCGACGGCGCAGGCCGCGACCACGAAGGCUACUACUGGAUCCGCGGCCGCGUCGACGACGUGGUCAACGUCUCGGGCCACCGCCUCUCAACCGCUGAAAUCGAAGCAGCCCUCAUCGAGCACCACGCCGUCGCCGAAGCAGCGGUCGUCGGCAUCAAUGACGAACUCACGGGGCAAGCGGUCAACGCAUUCGUGGCCAUCAAGGACGGAAACGAGAUCAACGACCAGCUGCGCAAAGACCUCAUUCUGCAGGUGCGGAAGAGCAUUGGGCCGUUUGCGGCGCCGAAGGCCAUCUUCGUGGUGCCGGAUCUGCCGAAGACGAGGAGUGGGAAGAUUAUGAGGCGGAUUUUGAGGAAGAUUUUAGCCGGGGAGGAGGAUCAGUUGGGGGAUACUUCUACGCUCUCCGACCCCUCAGUCGUAGAUAAAAUCAUCGAGACGGUGCACGAGUCGAGGAAGAAGUAAACAAAUUAUAAAAAGAAAUGAGAGAAAAGAAGAUAAGGUGCUGAGAGGAGUUUGAUGAUGUACUUUCGUUGUUUCUUGAGUGAGUGAGUGAGUGCGAUGUCAUGUACUCGUAGCUUUUGCUGCUUAGCUAGCUCGUUAGUCUGGAAUGGAAUGAAAUGGCAAAUUCUUUUGAAUACUGAAGAUUUUGAGAUGAGUGAGUGAGGGAGAAGUGAGGCGAGAACAUGAA
This is a messenger RNA of Mollisia scopiformis, 2616 nucleotides long. RefSeq names its product acetyl-coenzyme A synthetase-like protein 1. The record is from RefSeq and is a predicted model, not a curated record. The coding region runs from base 381 to 2390 and encodes 669 amino acids. The transcript is spliced from 7 exons. Gene Ontology annotation, cellular component: cytosol. Gene Ontology annotation, molecular function: acetyl-CoA synthetase activity; AMP binding. Lineage: Eukaryota; Fungi; Ascomycota; Leotiomycetes; Helotiales; Mollisiaceae.